Sipha flava (yellow sugarcane aphid) is the source of this 757-nucleotide messenger RNA. RefSeq names its product translocon-associated protein subunit delta (gene Tapdelta). Gene Ontology annotation, cellular component: endoplasmic reticulum; membrane; endomembrane system. Bases 177 to 677 code for a protein of 166 amino acids. Lineage: Eukaryota; Metazoa; Arthropoda; Insecta; Hemiptera; Aphididae. The record is from RefSeq and is a predicted model, not a curated record. The transcript is spliced from 2 exons.
CUGUUAUCGAAACGCACUGCGUUAUCAUCGCCGGACACGAGCGCAACGAUACAGUUGGCACUUUCCAACAAUUCGAAUCGUACGGCCGACCAAUAUUGUCGCACCGAGCACGUAUCACGGGCACCGUCAACCGAACACCAUUUUAAUUCGCAUCGUCCACUGACCACCCGUCAAACAUGAUUGGACCCUGUCACUGUGCUGUCGUCGCGUUGUCGUUGUAUGCGAUGGUAUCGGCCGCCGCUGGUUGUAAGUAUUCCGUGGACUCGUACACCACUACGGAUGCGAUGAUCGUCACCGAGGCCGCGUUCAUCGCCCAGGUCAGUGUCGCCGAGUGCGAGGACCCGCCGUCCAACUUGUACGCCGAGGUGGAAGGCAAGCUGGUAGUGGCCGCCAACGCUGGACCGAACAAGUACCAGGUCAGCUGGCUGGAUGAUUUCAAGAAGGCCCGUCGCGGCGAUUACAACGUCAAAUUGUACGACGAAGCCGGCUACGGACAACUGAGGAAGCUGUUACGUGACGGAGAAUCCAUUAGUGGUGUGACACCAGUGCAUUCUGCUUACGUACGCUACUCUGGUGCCUACAGGGGCGUGUGGGUUAAUUCCGAAUUUUUGGCUGCUAUUGUGAGUCUAGUGGUUUUGUACUUUGCGUAUACAUUCAAAUCGAAAAUUGUCUCCUAAUCUCAAUUUAAGUAAUUUUGAUUGUUACAAAGUCUGCUGUUUGGUUUUUAUACCACAACUGUUAUAUUUUUUUUUACAUU